AUGGCCAACGACGAGUACGAUUUCCUCUUCAAAGCUCUCGCUGACUCCUGGGCGAUUCCGUCACGUGCAGUCGUGUUGAUCGGUGAUUCGGGUGUCGGCAAGUCCAACCUGCUCAGUCGAUUCACGCGCAAUGAGUUCAACCUAGAUUCCAAAUCGACUAUCGGCGUCGAGUUCGCCACACGGUCGAUCCAGAUUGACGGAAAGACAAUCAAGGCUCAGAUCUGGGAUACGGCAGGGCAGGAACGGUACCGCGCCAUCACCUCUGCCUACUACCGGGGAGCUGUCGGCGCGCUGCUCGUCUACGACAUCGGCAAGAGCUCGUCUUUCGAGAACGUAUCCCGGUGGCUAAAGGAGCUACGCGACCAUGCCGACAGCAACAUUGUUAUUAUGCUUGUCGGCAAUAAGACUGAUAAGCGGCAUCUGAGAGCUGUGUCGACCGAGGACGGCAAGGCCUUUGCCGCCGAGCACGGGCUGUCGUUUAUCGAGACCUCGGCCCUUGAGGCCACUAACGUAGACCUGGCCUUUCAAGAGAUUCUUACCUCCAUCUACCAGAUUGUCUCCAGCAAGAGCCUGGCGGAGGAGGGUGACGUGAGCAAGAAGUUCGACCCAAGCCAAGGCAACAACAUCUCCCUGAGCCAGGAGAAAUCACAGGAGGAGCAGAAGGGCUGCUGUUAA
This is a messenger RNA of Thermochaetoides thermophila DSM 1495, 675 nucleotides long. Its product is annotated as putative GTP-binding protein. The record is from RefSeq and is a predicted model, not a curated record. Gene Ontology annotation, cellular component: endosome. Bases 1 to 675 code for a protein of 224 amino acids. The transcript is spliced from 5 exons. Gene Ontology annotation, molecular function: GTP binding; GTPase activity. Lineage: Eukaryota; Fungi; Ascomycota; Sordariomycetes; Sordariales; Chaetomiaceae.